AUGUCGGCCUCCGUCUUCGUAGCCCCCAACCGCCGCGGCGACGCGUGGUUUUCCGUCGGCCUGGCAUCCUCGUUCCCGAACCACGCCGAGUCCGGCAGCGAGGUCUUGUCCGACCCUCGGCCCUGCGGCGGCGGGGAGUCCGGCGCCCCCGGGUGCAAGGUCUUCCAGGUGCCCAAGGACGACGCCGCACUCGCGAGCGAGGUCGAGCCGUCCGCGGUGGAAGAGGCGGAUUUCCGGGCCCGCGACCUCAGGGAGCAGGUCCUCAUCUUUCAGUACAAGGGGAAGUUCCAUGCUGUCAACAAUCAAUGUCCGCACUCGGCUUUCCCGCUGUCCAAUGGCACGCCGUUUGAUAUCGAGGACUUUGGCGUCGUACUCAGCGCCGGCAUCUCGUGCCCCAAGCACGGGUGGUCCUUUGAUCUGUUCUCUGGCCGCGGCGACAGGGGCAAUUACCGGCUGAAGCUUUGGGAGGUCCAGCUCAGGCCUGUGCCGGGGAGGCCGGCUGACGAUGAAGAGCGCGAGGUCUGGGUCAGGAAGAAGCAGAGAAUGGGAUGA
This is a messenger RNA of Truncatella angustata, 552 nucleotides long. RefSeq lists its product as uncharacterized. NCBI's taxonomy places the organism in Eukaryota, Fungi, Ascomycota, Sordariomycetes, Amphisphaeriales, Sporocadaceae. Gene Ontology annotation, molecular function: 2 iron, 2 sulfur cluster binding. The coding region runs from base 1 to 552 and encodes 183 amino acids. The transcript has 2 exons. The record is from RefSeq and is a predicted model, not a curated record.